CAAAGGUUCUUUUUUGUGCAUUUAAAAGUUAUUAUUUGUUGCGAAUUGUGCAGGGUCUGUGCAUUGGAAUAGAAGUUCAGGACGAUUUUCAACGUCAUCUCUGUGACUGGCUCACAUCUAAAGCUUACUUUUUGGUGUUUUAUUUUUGAAUGUUUGUCAAUCUGGAUUCUGAAACUAAGCUGCAAUCAUGCAUCGAGAAAUAACCAAGAUUAUUGAAUGAACAACACAAGGUGUUUGAUAUUGUUUGUUUAUUAGCUAAUUGCAUUUUUGUGCAUUUAAAAGUUAAUAUUUGUUGCGAAUUGUGCUGUCCUGUUUACUUGUUCAAUAUGAGUAAACGAGUAAAGGCCUGCUGUGUACCAGGAUGCACGAAUAAGCAACUGAUAAGACAUUCCAUUCCUACGAAUGAAGACAUUUGCAGAAUUUGGUUGCAAAGAAUAAAUAACCCCAAGUUAAUGCGUGCAGAUACAGUAUUAUCAUCACAUAGAAUAUGUGAUAUUCAUUUUGAACCAAUUUGUAGAAACCCCAAUGGCAGGUUAAAAAAACUUUCACUGCCAACUCUACAUUUACCUGGUUACGAAAAAGAUGAAAAUGAUAUUUUUUGGGUACAGGAGCAACCAUCUUCAUUUUCAACUCCAAAAAGGCUGGUAGAAUCAAUUGCAAGGACUAGUUCCUCUAUCAGCACCUUUACUGGUAACAGCCCAAUAGAGGGAACAAAAAAACCUGUUAAGGUGUACACAAGGAAGCGAUUAUUUCAAGCACUUGUUGAAGAACCUUAUAGCUCCUCUAGUAUGCUGUAUGAACCAUCAAUAUUGACUAAUAUGGAAACAGAUAAACUUGAAGGACACUCGGCUGUGACAGAAAAACGAGAGAAAAGGUACAUGCCAAACAGUUUUCAAAGCAAUGAUUUUUGUGAAAAUAUUGCAAUAGAAUUUCCAGAUAAUUACACAUCUACUUACCAGAUAAUCGAUUCAGUAACAAAUGAAGAAUAUGUGUUAGAUGAUACAAUGGUUUCAGGUUUAUCAAAUGUAAAUUUGCGAACAGGUAAAAUGGUUUUGUAUCUUCAAAUGACUGAAGGUCAACUUCGAAACAAUAUGAAAAUAGAGGAAAUUCCGAAAUGUGAAGAGUGUAAACAAGACGCGGUAGGAAAAUCAGUUAUAAACUGUGACAAAGGAUGCGGGAAACUGUUUCACAUUUCCUGCGUUCAAAUAUCAAGACAAAAUUUAGAUCUAUUGAAAAUGAUUGAGGGGGUUACGUGGCUUUGUAAAAACUGUAGAAAUAAAUAAACGUAAUAAAUAGAAAAAGAAAUAUUUCGUAUAUAAAAAAAUAAACAUUUUGUUAUAAAUACUAUUAUUUUUAUUUGUCCUCAAAUUUGAAGAAACAAACUAACAUU
This is a messenger RNA of Diorhabda sublineata, 1390 nucleotides long. RefSeq lists its product as uncharacterized. Lineage: Eukaryota; Metazoa; Arthropoda; Insecta; Coleoptera; Chrysomelidae. The transcript has 9 exons. The record is from RefSeq and is a predicted model, not a curated record. The coding region runs from base 327 to 1283 and encodes 318 amino acids. Gene Ontology annotation, molecular function: sequence-specific DNA binding.